Molecule: messenger RNA, 303 nt
Organism: Porites evermanni
Lineage: Eukaryota; Metazoa; Cnidaria; Anthozoa; Scleractinia; Poritidae
Source: the annotation of a GenBank genome assembly
AUGGAGCUCCAGCUCAAAGUAAUUAAUUUGCCUUGCUUUUUGCAAAAAAGAGAUUCCCCCAUCGAGUGGACUGAAAGCCACGAUAUGGCUUUAUGCAAGAAGGUGCUGCUUCAGAAUCCCUUCCUGGCCCAAAAGAAAACCGUUCAGCGAGCUGCAAUUUGGCAGAAGACAGCUGAUGAGCUGGUGUCCUUGAGACGUCCAAAGUUUAAAGUAACACUCACUAAAAGAUCUUUCCAAGACAGACUGUUGUUGAUUAUCACCAAACACAAAAGAAUGGCCAGAGAGAAGAGGAAGUGGAACUAG